This is a messenger RNA of Camelina sativa (false flax), 2238 nucleotides long. Lineage: Eukaryota; Viridiplantae; Streptophyta; Magnoliopsida; Brassicales; Brassicaceae. The record is from RefSeq and is a predicted model, not a curated record.
AAGAUGAGCCCAAUAGUAGGUGUUUCUUUUAAAAAAAAAUUUGAACCCAUUUUCAUAGGCAAAGAUCAAGUCUUAAGUCUUCUAUAAACCAUGUUCUUGAAAUGAAUAUCAAGUCGAUCGAUUCUGAGAGAAUCAAGAAGAAAUACCAAUUGAUCUCUUCAUCCUCUCAUGGCAUCUUCUUCUUCUUUAUCAACUCGUCAAUACAGCUAUGAUGUCUUCCCAAGCUUCUCCAGUCAAGAUGUUCGGAGAACCUUUCUCAGCCACUUUCUUGAAGGGUUGAAAAGCAAAGGAAUUAAAACGUUCACAGAAAAUGGGACCAUGAGGGGAGACUCUAUCAACUCUGAGCUCGAAAAAGCUAUUAAAGAAUCAAGGAUUGCCUUCGUGAUCCUCUCUAAGAACUACGUCUCUUCGAGUAAGUGUUUAAACGAGCUGCAACUGAUCAUGGAGUGCAGAGACACUCUUGGGCAGACUGUGAUGACAAUCUUCUACGAUGUGGAUCCCUCUGAUGUCAGAAACCAAACCGGAGAUUUUGGAAAAGCCUUUGAAGAAACUUGUCAUGGGAAGACAGAAGAACAAAAAGAAAGAUGAACAAAAGCUUUGAAUCAAUUUGCAGUUAUUGCCGGAGAACACUCUGUUUCAUGGACUUUAUUCAGGUUGAUUUAGUAAUUCUACGUUCUAAACUUCAUUUAGGGCCAGUGAAGCUGCAAUGAUAUCAAAAAUUGUCAUGGAUAUUUUAAACGAGUUGCCAUAAACGGAUUUUGAUCAGUUAGUUGGAACUGAAGAUCAUGUAGCAAAGAUUAAAUCGAUGUUACGCUUGGAAUCGGAUGAGGUUAAAAUAGUGGGGAUAUGGGGUUCUGCAGGUAUUGGCAAAACCACCAUAGCUAGAGCUUUGUACAAUCAAGUUUCUGUUAAGGAUACAGCAUCGACUGUCAUCAAUACUUCAAUAUAUUCUUUCGUUGUAUCAGUAGUUUAUAUACUUACUUAACCUAGAGGCUCUCCCUUGAAUUAUGUAUAUAUAUGAUCGUGUAAUCACUCUUUGAGAUAUACAAGAAUAUACAUUCUUUAUAUGGUAUCAGAGCAAAUCCAUACCCUAUUUUUCUCUCUUGCAGCCGCCUCCUCCUUCUCUGUUCUUUGAUCUCAGACCUCAGAUCUUCUCUCAUCUUUUUCACCUCCUUCUCUUCUCUCGUCUUUUUCAUUUCUCUUUCUCUUCAUGGCUGCCAUUGUUGAAGUUGUUGAUAUGGCCCAAGGUCUUCUCAACAUCAACAUGAUGAAUACCACCAAGAUCACGUCAACAAACUACAUGACUUGGAGCCUUCAGGUUCACUCUCUUCUUGACGGGUAUGAACUUGCAGGGUACGUUGAUGGCUCCUCUGUCCCACCGGAUCAGAUGCUCACUACCGAUCCGCCUACACCAAAUCCAGCGUAUGCGAAGUGGAAAAGACAAGACAAGCUCAUAUAUAGCGGUCUUCUUGGCACUCUCUCUCCCUCCCUGCAACCGCUGGUCUCUAAGACCAAAUCUGCUGCUGAAAUGUGGAAAACAAUCUCCACCACCUAUGCCAAUCCUAGCUGGGGCCACAUCCAGCAGAUCCGACUGCAACUCAAGCAAGCCGCCAAGGGAGAUAAGACUGUUGACGACUAUAUGCAGUCCCUCACAUCUCGCUUUGAUCAAUUGGCACUUCUCGGCAAGCCGCUUGCUCUUGAAGAACAACUUGAGUUCAUCUUCGGAGGUCUUCCUGAAGAUUACAAAUCUGUCAUUGAUCAAGUGGAAGGACGUGAGACCCCGCCGUCCAUCCUUGAAGUUCAUGAAAAGCUUAUCAACAAGGAAGCCAAAAUCAUGGCCAUGGCGCUUUCACACACCACCUCUAGUCCGACCUCUGCUCAUGUUGCCACUACUCGCCCACAUACCUCUGGGAAACCAUUCUAUCGUCCAAACCAAACCUGGAACAACAACAAACAACAAUCACGCAAAGACAACCGCAUAACAAGAGGGUACCAAGGCAAGUGUCAACUAUGCGGAGUGUUUGGACAUAGCGCACAACGCUGUUCACGGCUACAAUAAUCCAAUCAAUAUAGGUCUCCAAAUGCUUUGCUACCAUCUCCCUUUCGUCCCUGGCAACCACGGGCCAAUCUCGCUCUUGGACACCAACAGACAACCACUCCGUGGUUACUGGACAGUGGAGCCACCCACCACAUGACUAGCGACCUUGGCAACUUGGCACUUCAUCAACCAUACAAUAG